GAACUCGAAAUAUUAGAAGGGAAGUUUGGACCUCGUACAAAUCAAAGAAAAAAAGUUGUUGCUCUUCUCAGAGCUCUCAAGGUCAGUACUUUCGCGCUUCAACUUCUACAUGGGAGAGCGUCCGGACGAAGAGCAUCCGCGACAUACCCCUGUGCUACGGGAGAGCGUCCGGACAUAGAGAGCAUCCGCGACAUCCAGUUAGAGAAAAAAGGAUCAGUAAGUCUUAGAAAAAGAAAAGUAGAUCACGAAAAUGAUGAUGACAGCGUAUGUGAAGUAGAGGAACUCCACGUCGAUGUUAACGAAUUUCCUGAUUUACUUGAGUACUGUCAAAAUAUCAAAGAAAUGCAAGAAAAUCAUAUUGAUGAGAUUUCUCAGUUGGGAAGACACCUUUCUAUACUUUUAAAGUGGUCGGUUGUAGAUAGCAAGCUUUUCAAGACACCUGUAACUUCACCGAUUAUUUCGAGACCUGCUCUUAAUCUUCAUAACCUCAAAGUCAUAUUUAAAGAAUAUCCUGACCUACAAGCUGAUAACAUUUUGGAUGCAUUAAUUGAAGAUAAAAAAAUCGGAAUAUUCCGAACAAACGGGUGGUUGGAAUGGCUUGGCCUAAAAAAACAAAAUCAUGUUGACUACUUUUAUUUGGUAGAUACUUAUACAACACUGUCAGCAAUCAUCUACCCAUCAGAAGCUCAUGUAAAGAUUCAGUUAUGGUCAAAAAUAUUAUCAGAUUCAUUCACUUUGAAUCAAGUUCGAUUCGAACCAACCUGGGAACUUAACCACCUUAUUCCUGGGAAUGCUAAGGAAGGUUCAUCAAGAUCUGAUUUUUCCGCAGUGAUUUUGAACUCGAGGCAAUGGCAAUUCCCUUUUUUUAUCGUUGAAUUUGAACAGCACGGUUUUGAGGUUCACAAGGAUUUCGCAGUUGUUGUUUGCGAGGUCGCAUUUGAGUUAAACAAAAUUUUAUCAAGAACACAAGGUCUUUUGCCUGCUGAAACAAUUAAAAUCAAGAUAUAUGUUGGACUCAUUAAUGACACGUCCAUUAAUAUAGGUGUGAUCAGACCAAUAUUUAAUAAUGAUAAGACAGCAAUACUUUUUGCAUAUGAUCGGGACAUUGUUUCUUAUAACAUUCAAACAGGUUGUCAACAUAAUAAUGUAAAAAAUGUUCUUGAUUUAAUAGUAUAUUUUCGGCAAAUUGUGUGCAGAGAUGGAUUAGUUAUCAAGGACUUCUUGGAAAAAUCGGAAAGUCAUCAUAAUCAAAGUAUUUCAAAGGUAAUGCCAGAACUCCCAAAGAUGGCAGAAAAAUCUCGGGAAGCACUUACUAAGAUAACACCUAAGAAAAAGCGGGUCAAGUAUACAUAUACCAAUGGAAUUGAAAAUCUGUUAGAAAUUAAUUGA
This is a messenger RNA of Acaulospora colombiana, 1389 nucleotides long. The record is from the annotation of a GenBank genome assembly. NCBI's taxonomy places the organism in Eukaryota, Fungi, Glomeromycota, Glomeromycetes, Diversisporales, Acaulosporaceae.